CCCUCCCUCCCCCUCCUCUCCUGCCAUCCCCGCUAACUUUCCCAAGCUCAGCCGGCGGCGCAGAGCUCCCCGGCAGCCUCCAGGCCCACUGCAGACCGCGGGCUGCGAGCGCGGCUGCGCCCUGUAUCCUGUCCCCGCGCCCCUGGCGCGCUCCGGAGAGAAAAGAACGAUGCUCGGGGCCGGGGACCGAGGCGCACCCAGGGCGAGAUGGCUGGGCACUGGGCUUUUGGCCCCGCACUUCUGGAGCUGGAUCUUGGGGACCCGAGUUGAGACGUUUAAGCUGCUGGGGGAGAGCGGCUAAUGCCUUGGGUGGAGGGGAUGCCAGGUCUCUUCCUGCUCCCUGUGUCCCUGUCGCUGGAGGUGUCUGUGGGGAAGGCCACCACCAUCUAUGCCGUCAAUGGCACGGAGAUCCUGCUGCCCUGCACCUUCUCCAGCUGCUUUGGCUUCGAGAACCUACGCUUCUGGUGGUCCUACAACAGCACCGAUACAUUCAAGAUUCUCAUAGAUGGGACUGUGAAGAAUGAGAAGUCCGACCCCAAGGUGAAGUUGAAAGAUGACGACCGCAUCACUCUGGAGGGCACCACGAAGGAGAAGGUGAACAAUAUAUCCAUUCUGCUGAGGAACCUGGAGUUCAGUGACUCAGGCAGAUACACCUGCCACGUGAAGAACCCCAAGGAGAAUCAUCUUCAGCACCAGGCCACCAUUACCCUCCAAGUUGUUGACAAACUGGAAGAAGUGGACAACACGGUGACACUCAUCAUUCUGGCCGUUGUGGGCGGGGUCAUUGGGCUCCUCAUCUUCAUCCUGUUGGUUAAGAAGUUCAUCGCCUUCAUCAUCAAGAAGACGCAGGAGAAGAAGAAGGAGUGCCUCGUGAGUUCCUCAGGGAACGAUAACACAGAGAAUGGCUUGCCUGGCUCCAAGGCAGAAGAGAAACCACCCACAAAAGUGUGAGCCCUGCUUGGGGCCAAGCAGCUGCCUGCCCGGGGAGCCUCACUUUCUGAUGCUGAGACUGAUGAUGCUUGAGCCGUGUCCGUGAACCCACGUGCCUGAGACAUCUGCUGCUUGGCUCAACCUGUAGUCUUUCUGGGCGGGGAGAAACGGGUCCCGGCCAGCCUGCUCCAGCCCCUUGCCCACCAGGGAACCCCAGGGAUGAGGGCUGGCCAGUGGAGGAGGCCUGUGGAAGGUUCUGGAAAAGGAAGGAGGGGGUGGGGUGGUGUGGGGGGCCGGUCCCUCGACACCCGGGUAGAUGGUCUUCUUCGGUGUCCCCACCCUGGACAGAGAAUGCCUUGGUUUCCCUCCUGACAUCUCUUUGGGAGCGACUCGGGGGAUCUGAGAAGGCUCCCCUGUGUGUUGGGGCCUGAGGAUCUGGGGGUGGGAGGCUACUGGAGGGGCCUUCAGUGAGCGGCUCUGUUGGAUACCUGCUCCCCCACAUGCCUCUAGUGAGGAUCUUCCCUCCCCCCCCCCCCCCCCCGGGUGCCGGUCUUGGUUCUCCUCCCCCACCCCUUGCUGCUCAGAGUCUCUGAACCCUCUCAACUAGGGCAGCCGCCUUGGUCUUUGGGGGUCCUGGCCCACUUAGUCUGCUCCUCUGACCUCUGGCUCCCUGAGGGCCUGCCCCGAGCACUGGGGUGCCACCUACCCCUUUCCUAGCUUUUCUCCUUGGAGUGUCAGGGCUGCAGAGGUGGGCCUCUUGGCUACCCCAGCCCUGCUGAUGCUGGCUGCUCCCUCUCGGCCUGGCAGGACCACGGCCACUCCCGGGAGCCCCCAGCCCGCCCGGCCCAGCUCCUCCUCCGUCGAAGCAGCAGGUGGCGCCAUCUUGCUUGAGGGGCUGCUCCUCCACCACUCCUCCUGGUUCCGGCUGCCUCUCCCUGGCCCAGGCAGGGUUGUUCCUUUCCACCCCCCGGGUCAAGGCUUGCCUUCACCUCAGGGAUCCUCUUGCUCUGGAUAAGAGGGCCCUGGGGUUUUCCAGCUGCUUCCUGCUCAGCUGGCCCUCCCGCCGCAGGGUUGGGGAGGAGCAGGGAGAGAGUGCCCACACGGCUCCUUUGCUUUUCCGAGCACUGGUUUGCACACCCCUUGUGUGUGGGGCUAGACUGUGCCUUAGCUCCCAAGUCCUGGCUCAUACCGUCCCUACCCGCUUCAGCCCAUACUAACAGCCAGCUCCAGUGGGGCACCGGUGAGGGGUCCCCAGCUGCACCACCACCACCACCGCCACCCCCUACCUCCGCCCCCGCUCUGUCCCAGGGUCAGGCAGACCUGGAGUUGUGUCACCAACAGCUCCUUGGCCAGUGACCAGGUCUUGGAGGCCCCUGCCCAGUGCUCCUGUGGGAGCCCUGACAGGCCAUGUCAUGUGGUGUCCCUGCACGUUGGAAAUGAGGAAAUAGGGCUGUGAUGCUCCCACCCCCUUGCUCUCUUGUUGAGUCGCCGACACUCUAUCCUCUGGGCCCCUGGGAGGGAUGAGAGGGGAGGAGCCCCUUCCCAAAGUGUGUUGGGACUGCCUGAGGACUCUCCCUGCCAAAAAGCAGCAGCGAGCUGCCCCAGGGGUCCGGGCUGGGGGAGGAGGAACAGGAGCGCCUGCAGGGUGCCCUACCUGAUGGGCUUGCAGGGUCCCACUCUGAUCUGCUCCUGUCCCUUGUGUCCUCCUCCACACGUCCUGGGCUGAGGUUCAGAUUUUCCCAGCUUUGGGAGCAGAUGGACUAGAGCCACCAAUCAUUCGGGAAACUUCUUAUAGCUGCCUUCAGGCAAAACUGCUUUCUUCUCCUCUCUCAGCUUUGCCAUUGCGACAGGCCCUGUGUCUUGGGCUUCUCUCACUCCCUUGAGAGGAGGCCAAGGCGUAGAGCAGGGGGGAAAGGAAGGAAGUCCUCCUCCUCUUCACUUCUGGGUCUACUGCUGAUGAGUAGGUGGGUCAUGCACCUUCUCUGGGCUCAGUUUUCCCCAUCUAUAAAAUGGGUGUAAUAAUACCUACCUCACAGGACUGUUGUGAGGCUUGGCAAUUUUGGUUUUAAAAAAUCUUUUUUGGCUUGGAAAGGGAUCUGGGAUUCUAGGUGUUAUAAUGGGAGGGACUGUCCCAGUCUGUCCUGUCCUCAUCUCUGUGGUCCAUCUCCAUAGCACACACACACCAGUGCACACACACAUGCACACACAAAGUGCAUGCAAGCACACGCAUCUUCUGUCUUCUCUUUCUCUUCCCACCCCUCCCCCUUGGGAUUGUUCUGGUCUUUAUAACGUUAGAAACCCUGGCUCUGAUGCUUAAAGCUUCUGCGCCGUGGCUUAUGUUUGGUGGUUUUCAGUAGAGGGGAUUGGAACUAUAGAGAGACACUUUUGAUUGCCCCCAUGCCUGAGGGCUCUACUGGCAUUUAUUUUUAUUUAUUUUUUUGGCCACACCCAGGGCCUCCAGAACUUCCAGGGCCAGGGAUUGAACCCGCACCGUAGCAGCAACUAGAGCCAUAGCAGUGACAACGCCCAGCCCGUGACCCGCUGAGCUACCAGAGAACUCCUCUACCAGCACUUAGUGAGUGAGGACUGAGGCUGCCACGCUUAGUGCCCGUGACAAAGAAUGUCUUGCUCCAAGCUGGGAUUUACUGAUGGGGAAACCCUGGUAUGGAUUCGCAGACCCUCAACGCGGGCACCCCUGGAGGGUGAUCUCCAGGGGCUGGUGAAGGAGUUUUCAGGGCUUGUGGGCGAGAGAGAACCAUUCGUAAAUUUGCACUUGGGAACCCGGGACACAGGCAGCUGCACUGACGGUAAAGUCAGGAGACCAUAGAUCAAGGCUUUCCUGGCUCCCCAUCUUUGACCUCAAAGUAAGACCUCAGCAUUCCAGGCCUUCUGUUUUGCCUCGUGUAGGAAUUGAGCAGAAGGCAGCCAGAACAAACCUGUGGUACUGGAGAAGUCAGGAAGAGGGGCCGGUGGAGCUCAGACUUUCCGCAUCUGGCUGGCUGCCCACAGCUGGACGGGAAGGGAGGGGUGUGAGGAUGAGCUCCCUAGCUGGUGGCGGCUGAGGGUGUGCUUGGGUAGAGAUGCACAACCAUGGGGUGGGUGGGCUGUGCACAGACGUGGGGGUGUAUGGAGGUGUGAAGGCUGUGGGUGCCCAAGAUGUGGGAGGAGAUUCUGCACAUCUCAGGAGCCAUCUUUCCUGGCCUGAGCUAUACCUCUUGGGGCACCUGGAGGCUGAGAAAGGGUAGGAGGCAGAAGGGGAGACUAGCCGGGCCCCUGAGCUCCACAUGCCACGACUCCAUCUCAUGUCACAGACAGCUGCCAUCGGAGUGUGGGGGGGGAGGGGUUCCAGGAGGGGCCACUCCUCUUGGGAAAAUCCUACAGCUUGCUUCACUUCACUUGUCCCAGGUUGGAGUCCCCACCCUCCCACCUCCCACCCAAUACGCAGUGCUUUUGACCCUCUUAUGCAUGGUUUAUUCCUCUGGCUUGGAUGGCAACAAUACUCAUAGUCAACUGCCUCUGUAACUAUAGAUCAAAACAACGCAGCACAAACGGGCCUGGGGAGGCCUCAGAUCUGCAGGUGCCUCUGGGAGGCGCAGAUGUGCACACCCAGCACUGACUUGCGUUCAAGCACAGAAUGAAUGUGAUCAGACUGUUUUGCCUUGAUAACACAUUUUGCAUUGUAGAAUUUUAUUUGGCUUUGCCUUGGAUGAAAUAAAAAUUAUGUUUAAUAGAAA
This is a messenger RNA of Sus scrofa (pig), 4664 nucleotides long. It is a transcript of the gene SCN4B, whose product is annotated as sodium voltage-gated channel beta subunit 4. Gene Ontology annotation, cellular component: voltage-gated sodium channel complex; plasma membrane. Lineage: Eukaryota; Metazoa; Chordata; Mammalia; Artiodactyla; Suidae. The record is from RefSeq and is a predicted model, not a curated record. Gene Ontology annotation, molecular function: sodium channel regulator activity; transmembrane transporter binding. Gene Ontology annotation, biological process: regulation of sodium ion transmembrane transporter activity; regulation of ventricular cardiac muscle cell membrane repolarization; cardiac muscle cell action potential involved in contraction.